Molecule: messenger RNA, 1120 nt
Organism: Mycena citricolor
Lineage: Eukaryota; Fungi; Basidiomycota; Agaricomycetes; Agaricales; Mycenaceae
Source: the annotation of a GenBank genome assembly
GCCGUGCCUGCUGUGGAGCCUGGACAUGUUCUUUCGUCCGGGUACAUGUCCGUCCGUAAGCAAGACACACUCGCUGCAUCGGGCCGGCGAUGGGCGGCAUGUCUCCAGUCUCAAAUUGAUCGGUGAUAGGAUCACACCACGGUGAUCCGCCGCAAUGCCUAGCUAGCCUAACCAACCAACAACUCCAUCUCAACGACUCCAUCUCAGCCCGUGCUCGGCGGAAGCGCGCAAUCACUCAUCCAGGGCUAUUUUCGAACGGUCUUAAUCGGGCAGGGCAGAGAUGUUCCAGGAGGAUCAGCGUCACAACGAUCAUUUGAUCGAACUGCAUCAUCACUUCUGCGCGAGAUCGCUGCUGCAGACAGACAGGCUUCUGCUUCUUCUCGAGCGUUCGCCUCUGCCGCCUGUAACCAGAGCAUCCCCCGUCAACACACUCGUGCGCGCGUUCCGCGGGCUCUCUGUCGUGCGCGCAUAUGAUGUGCUUCCGCAGCCCACGCUUGAGGAUACGUACUGGCUCCGGCGCGAGCAGCCCCAUGCGUUCCUGUCCGCUGCCGCCUCACGGCUCACAUGCGAUUGGCAUCACAGAUGGUCGUCUCCUAGCCUCAAACUAGCGCGCCCCGACGACCGCUCGUUUCAGGAUCUGGCUUCCCGAUGAUGGCGAUCCGCCGGACAGCCAGCCAGCCAGCCAGUUCAGCCCGAAUACGGCCGCGCGAGCCCACGCAGUGUCGCCUCACCUGGCAAAUUCGCCCCUGUGAGUCAGGUGACUUUCUUGAUUGGGUAUUCGUCAGUCCGUCAAUUGAGAGCUGAGAUUCGUCAAUUGAGAGCUGAGAUUCGUCAAUUGAGAGCUGAGAUCGGCAGUACGGACACCGACGGGGUCAGGGCACCGCAGGGCUCAGCUGUAUUAAUUCCGAAUCCUAGCCCAGACCCACCUCAGCCGUGAGGAGUUCGAUACUCACUUCUCCCGGGUCUAGGCUUGGAUCACGCCACCGCGUGGAUUGAGCCUAGAGGUCCCAACAACAGCAGAAAGUGAGACAGAUCACUCGCAUCAGCUAUUAACAAUAGGUUAUCGCGUAGUUGAUAACCGGGAUCUCGAACCGUCUCGAUCUGCAGGAGCCAGCCAAAC